Molecule: messenger RNA, 4114 nt
Organism: Rhopilema esculentum
Lineage: Eukaryota; Metazoa; Cnidaria; Scyphozoa; Rhizostomeae; Rhizostomatidae
Product: beta-galactosidase
Biological process (GO): carbohydrate metabolic process
Molecular function (GO): beta-galactosidase activity
Source: RefSeq, a predicted model, not a curated record
AUUUCUUUCUUGGAGGGCGCAUGUGUCAAACAAAUAUUUGAGAUUGCGCGCCUUAACCAAGAUACUUCAUGUAACAAUCCUAAAACUCAUUUGGCGCGACAUAAUUAAAUUCGACGUUUGAAACGAGAGUCGCGCUAAACAUGCUCAAGUGUCGCUCAAAACAGAGUUAGGUUCGGCACAUGAGAAGUGCGACGUUUGAACCAGACCUUAGAAUAAUUUACUAUUAUUUAUUACAUUUACAGCCACUAAAUUGGAUAACUCGAACUUUUUCGCCAAUGAUUAUUUCCAAAUUAAUACAUUAACAAAUGCUAAAUGAUAAAGAGUUGAGCGAUUGUAACUUAAUUUGUUCGCUGUUUGCGUGCAUAUUUAAUAUUUUGGUGUCAUUUAAACAUUAAAACUAACCAUCCUUUUCAUCUGGUGUCAUGGCAUCGAAUGUCGUAGACGGAUCAUGGUGGUGCAUCUUACCGAGGGGCAAUCCAUGAAAAUCUUUUACACCUUCGGUGGAAAUCUGUUUGUUUUAUCUUAAAAUCUCUGGAAAUCCUCUUGUUUUCGUGAAAAUUUCGUGUGGUUAUUUUUAAGAGUGAAUUGCUCCUCGCAUCCUCCUAUAUUUUUCUAUCUCUGUGCAAUCUAGCCACGUUGUUUUUAAUCUCUAACGCCCAAGUUCUUCCUUCAUCACGAUAAAUAAAAUUAAAAGGAGAAACCCUUUCCCACAGGCCCAUUUAGCUCUGUUAAAAAAUAAUGUCAUUAAAAAGGCCGGCGUCAGUUGCGCAGAUAAGCUAUGUGAUCCAAAUUUAAAAGUUAUAAAUAUAGAUUUUCAUGCUCGGUCACACUCUGUUGCUCGGCGGUAUCAGCAGCAACAACAACAGCGACAACAAUGACAACAACGACAGCAAACUCGAAUUUCAAAAAGCAGCAACGAGGAUAGUUUGAUAGUUUAGUCAUGGUUCUCCUUUGUCUUUUACUGGCUUUAAUCAUUGGAUUCUCCGAGCCAAGGUCCUUUACGAUUGAUUACCAGAACAACUGCUUUCUUAAAGAUGGCCAGCCAUUCCGGUAUAUAUCUGGUGGCAUGCAUUAUUUCCGGGUUCCGGAGUUCUACUGGGAAGAUAGAUUAAAGAAAAUAAAGGCUGCUGGACUGAAUGCAAUACAAACUUAUGUGGCAUGGAAUGUUCACGAGCCCACACAGGGGAAGUAUGUAUUUGAAGGAAUGUAUGAUGUAGAGAGCUUCAUCAAGUUAGCUAAGGAACAAGGAUUACUGGUCAUUGUAAGGGCAGGUCCUUACAUCUGUGCCGAAUGGGAGUUUGGAGGAUUUCCGGCCUGGUUGUUGAAAAACAAAUCAAUCAUACUACGUUCUUCUAAAGAUGAAAAUUAUUUGGGUGCAGUUGAUUCGUGGCUUAGUGUACUGCUGCCAAAAUUAAAGCCACUUUUGUAUGAAAACGGAGGACCGAUAAUAUCAGUUCAGGUUGAAAAUGAGUAUGGGAGCUAUUUUACUUGUGACAGCUCUUAUAUGGAGCAUCUCAAGAAUUCUUUCAGAAAGUAUCUUGGCAACAAUGUAAUUUUGUUUACAACCGAUGGAUAUAGCGACAAAAUGCUCCAAUGUGGUGGCAUACCAGAACUUUAUCGGACAGUCGAUUUCGGAGCUGGCGAUCCAACUGAACCAUUUAAGCAACAGCGCAAAUUCCAACAAAAGGGUCCACUGGUUAAUUCUGAAUAUUACACAGGAUGGCUAGAUCACUGGGGCUCACCGCAUCAACGGAGAAAUGCCACGACAAUAGCAAGCUAUUUAGAUCGUAUUCUGGCAAUGAAUGCCUCAGUGAAUAUGUACAUGUUCGAAGGUGGUACAAACUUUGGCUUUAUGAAUGGCGCCAAUUCUGCCAAUAAGCAUCUUUUGCCUGUUCCAACAAGCUAUGAUUAUGAUGCUCCUCUUGACGAAUCGGGCAAUUACACAGCAAAAUACUUUGAGAUUCGCAAAGUCGUUUGCAAAUACACAAAAGCUCCUCCGGGUCCUCUUCCGACGCCAAUUCCAAAGCUUUCUUUCGGGAAAAUAAAGAUCGAUAAACUGAUGUCACUGUAUUCCAUGUUGGCAGCUCUUUAUCCUGGUGGUCCUUUAAGCACCAGUCAAUAUCCAAAGACGAUGGAGGAGAUAGGGCAGAACUAUGGCUUUCUGAUGUAUCGUACAUUCCUAACGGCGGUUGACGGAAGAAAAUUGACAAUAAAUGGCCUGCGUGACAGAGCAGUUGUUUUAAUUGAUGAGAAAGUGCAAGGUAGACUCGAUCGUAACAACAACACCAACAGUAUUAUAGUGGAUAGAGGUUCUGUUUUGGAUAUUUUGGUUGAGAAUCAAGGUAGAAUCAAUUAUGGACCUUUGAAUGACCCCAAGGGUAUUGUUGGCAAUGUCACUCUUGAUGGUAAAACGUUGCAAAACUGGGGCAUGUUUCCAAUUACAUUUGACGAAAAGCAGCUCACAAUUUUAAGCAACUUAGAUGGAUAUUACGAUGAUGAAACCGACCCCCCAUUGCUGGCUAGAGCAACAUUUCAAGCUUCAAGUAAUACUGCAGACACGUUUCUUGGUGUCGAUAAUUGGUCAAAGGGACAGGCUUGGCUGAAUGGACACAACCUUGGACGAUAUUGGCCAGCAGUGGGCCCACAGAAGACGUUGUUUAUCCCUUCCAAAUACCUGGAGUCACUCCCCAAUAACAAUACUUUAAUACUUUUUGAAAUUGAUGAGAGUCCUUGCAAAAGUCUAGCUUCUUGCUUUGUGGAUUUAACUGAUAAGCAAAACAUUGGCUAGGAAAUGCAGCUGGACAAAUUCAAAUCGAGCCACUUGGGUUGGUGCAAAAUUUCAUUUUGAUAUGUAAUUUAAUCAAUCUUAUUUCUGUUGAGUUUUUUGUACUUUCGCGAUUUACUGUGUACUUUCGCGAUACCAGUUGUUAUAUUUUUCGUUAAUUUUAAUAUCGAAAGAUUACAGAAUUACAGCCAUUGUUUGCAUAUAUAAAUAAAAAAGGGCAGUGUGUUCUAAUCUUGAAUAAUUGCCAUUUCCCAAAAUAUCGACAUUUGUUUUUCAGGAAUAUUUUUUGUUAUUGAUAUGUUUCAAUAGUCAAUUCAAGAUAAAAGAACUUUUAUUAGUUGGUUAUAACUGCUUGACCUCUAAAACCUUCAGCUUUCAUUGUCGUAUUUUUCAGAAUAUUUGAAAAUCUUUUGUUCAAGAAUUCUUUUGUUAGAAAAUUUCAUUCGUGCUGGUAGUCGAGGAUGAAUUCCUCUUGCGCGAUUUCUAAACAUGUCGAAAUCCUAUAAAAGGUUUUCUUUCAUUGUCAUUAGUAUUCCUGCAUUCGGCUUCUUCAUAGACGAUUCGCCUUUCCAACUACCCUUGCUUUCAGUGCUUCUUAAGGAAAUGAAAAAUUAUAGUGGCAAUGUUUCUUCCCUCUUUAUCAUUUGUUAGAGGAUUAGUGGCUUUGCUUGUAAUGCUUCUGAUAUUUGAAGUAAGAGAUUCGCGGACACCUCAUGCAGUCAGUCAACCAUAGGCAAGUUUUGAUCCCAUAUCAAGGCUCGUGAGUCUAGCUAGACUUAGUGGGGACCGCAAACUGGCCUGAAGUCAUUACGCUGUCAUUGGAAAAAGCUUUAUGUGGUGCUGUAGAAAGAAGAGACUAAAGGCCGAUUUCCACUAGGCGAAUUCUUUCGCGCGAAUCGAAUAAAUUUUCGUAGCGAUAGAGUAGGACCGUGAUCUACUCUCUGCGAAUCGAAUUUUUUCGCUGCGAAAUCUGAGAACAUGACACCACGCAUGCUCACAUUGGCAAAAAUUUGAUUCGCGCGAAAGAAAUCGCCUAGUGGAAAUCAGCCUUAAUGCAUGGGCUUCGAACAGCGAAAAGUAGUGUUGCAAUUGAUGUUAAUACCGCAUUACCCUGCCCUGCAAGUAGAUUUGCAACACCCUUAUUUAUAGUCAAUGAAAAACUACUUAAGGACAAUUACACUUUUAAAACACUUCUUAUGAUUCUAUUCCAUGCACAUUAAUACAAACUAAAUGUUGCCUUUGUUUUUAUUUUACGCCUUAACUUAAACUAACUUAAAACGUGACUAAUUAAGUAAUUUAUUCGAUUUGUUUUGUCGCAAAAUUUAAAAA